AGUAAAAGGAAAGAACAAGUUGUGCAUCAAGAGGUAGCCGAGGAAAGGGAAGAAAAGAAAGAGCCACACGAGAAGCUGAUGAAAGACGUCAUGAAACCCCAAGAACUUAAAGAACCCAAGCCCGUUAAGAAAGAAGCUCAGAAAAAGGAAGAAGGGGAGAAGCAGAAGAGGAAAGAAAAGUUUAAAAUGAACUUGCCAUUUAUCUACAACGGUAAAAGAGGGGAACACUUGCUGUUAUGGAUUACCGAGAUCCAGAUGUAUUGUGGGACCACUCCAGUGGCGGAGGACAGUCAAGUCGCGUUCUCCACCUCUUGUCUGGGGGAAGUUCCAAAGGAGUGGGUAAUGUCCAAGGCCAAUGCCGCUGGCUUCGAAGAUAUACGUGAGUGGGCAGAGACAAUGACUUUGUGGGAAUUUCUCCAGAAAAUCAUGGAGCAGUUCCUCGACAAAACGACAACCAAUAAGGUUUUUGACGAACUCACCACUAUCAACCAGAAGCGUUGGUCCACUGUCGAUGCUUUGUCACGUGAAGUGGAUCGUCUGUUGCAGGUACCUGCGUUAAACCUACAGGAUAACCAGGUUUUGUAUAUUAACUCGCGCGCAUUGCCUGAGCUUAUACGAGGACAGCUUGUGGCAAAGGCAAAGUCCGGUAAGUACAAUUACCGGCAAUUCCGCGAUCUCGCUCUCCAAAGAGAACAAAUGACAACUCGGGUGAAGGGAACCUACGCGGCCGUUGUGAAGGGUGGGCAGACAAAUUACCUGGGUGCGCUGAUUUAUGAGUUUGGCUUAUCUGAGGACAUGACUCGAUCUUUGGGGGAAGCCUACAAGGAAGAUGCCAUCACGAUGGACAUCAUCAACAAACUGCAGGCCAAAGACAAGGCCACCACUGACGAGUUUGUGAUGGUGGAUGGGUUACUCUUUCUUGAAAAGGCAGGGUUCAAAAGGUUAGUUGUUCCAUUUAGGGAGGUUUUGCGUAGUUUAUUUUUAGGUGAGUGCCACAACGCAACGGGACAUUUCGGCUACAAGAAGACUAGUGCUAACUUAGUACAGCGAUUUUGGUGGCCUAACAUCCUGGACGAUGCAAAGAAGUAUGUACAGACCUGUCAGGUCUGUCAGCGAGACAAGCCGCGGACUCGAGCUCCGCUUGGGCUACUGAAGCCUCUACCCAUUCCUGCUGGCCCAGGGCAGAGUAUCUCCAUGCACUUCAUGGAUACUCUCGUGACCAGCAAGAAUGGCAAGAGGCACAUCUUUGUCAUAGUUGAUAGGUUCACUAAGUAUGCUAGACGAAUUGCCAUGUCGGAGACCGCCAGCACUGAACAUGUUAUCAAGUUAUUCAUGGAUAACUGGGUGCGUGAUUUUGGACUGCCAAAGAUAAUCGUUAGUGAUAGAGAUGUGCGCUUCACAAGCGCGAUGUGGAAGAAGGCCGCUGAACAGAUGCGCAGCCAGCUGCAGAUGACUUCUAGGAAUCAUCCUGAAGCAAAUGGGCAGGUUGAACAGAUGAACCGUGUGGUGCAGCAUUUGCUGAGGCAUUACAUUAAGCCCAGCCAGGAUGACUGGGAUGAGAAAUUACCUCUCAUCGCCAGUCUGUACAACAAUGUUGUACACAUCACCACCGGCGUCAGUCCUAAUCAACUGCAUCUGGGAUGGAAGCCUAGAUCUUCUCUAGACUUCCUCCUGCCGGAAAACCGAACAAUUGCAACUCCUGGAACCAUUGAAUUUGGUGUCCAUUAUGCGAAACUGUUGCAGCAGACUGUCGAACACAUCAAGAAAUCUCAGGAAGCUAUGAUUGCUUCUGAGAACAAGCAUCGUCGACAGUCCACAUUUCAGGUAGGGGAACGUGUCUGAGUCAAGGCUAGUGAGUUGGGACAAAAGUUUGGCAUCUCUAGGAAACUAAUGCCCCACUAUUUCAAUCCCUGGGAAGCCUUAGACAUU
Messenger RNA from Chara braunii, 1929 nucleotides. NCBI's taxonomy places the organism in Eukaryota, Viridiplantae, Streptophyta, Charophyceae, Charales, Characeae. The record is from the annotation of a GenBank genome assembly.